Messenger RNA from Clupea harengus (Atlantic herring), 2566 nucleotides. RefSeq names its product phosphatidylinositol transfer protein, beta (gene pitpnb). Gene Ontology annotation, biological process: phospholipid transport. The transcript has 12 exons. Gene Ontology annotation, cellular component: cytoplasm. The record is from RefSeq and is a predicted model, not a curated record. Gene Ontology annotation, molecular function: phosphatidylinositol transfer activity; phosphatidylcholine intramembrane carrier activity; phosphatidylinositol binding. Bases 63 to 881 code for a protein of 272 amino acids. Lineage: Eukaryota; Metazoa; Chordata; Actinopteri; Clupeiformes; Clupeidae.
CUGUUGUUGAUAAUUGGCAUGACGUCGGAAUCUGCGCGCAGCCGCAGCCAGGCGAGGAGAAGAUGGUGCACAUCAAGGAAUACCGUGUGGUAGUGCCAUGCUCUGUGGAAGAGUACCAGGUGGGCCAACUGUAUUCUGUGGCAGAAGCCAGUAAGAAUGAAACGGGAGGAGGAGAGGGCAUCGAGGUGCUGACCAACGAACCCUACGAGAAAGAGGGAGAGAAAGGACAAUACACGCACAAGAUCUACCACCUCAAAAGUAAAGUCCCAGGGUUUGUGAAGAUGAUUGCACCUGAAGGAGCCUUGGUGUUCCACGAGAAAGCUUGGAAUGCCUAUCCCUUCUGCCGAACCAUAAUCACAAAUGAGUACAUGAAGGAUGACUUCAUGAUAAAGAUCGAAACGUGGCACAAACCUGACAUGGGAGGCCAAGAGAAUAUUCAUCAGCUGGACGCAGAGACGUGGAAGACUGUAGAUGUGGUGCUCAUUGACAUUGCAGACAAAACACAAGUAGAAGCUGCGGACUACAAGCCCCAUGAGGACCCAGCCCUCUUCCACUCCAAAAAGACAGGCAGAGGGCCCCUGGGCCCAGAAUGGAAGGAAGAGCUCGAGUCCAAGCCUGAGCGCCCACGGAUGUGUGCUUACAAACUGGUCACAGUCAAGUUCAAGUGGUGGGGUCUUCAGAGCAAGAUCGAGAACUUCAUCCAUAAGCAAGAGAAGAGGAUCUUCACUAACUUCCAUCGUCAGCUGUUCUGCUGGAUCGACAACUGGCAUGGGCUCACUAUGGCCGACAUCAGGAGGAUGGAGGACGAGACACAGAGGGAGCUGGAGGAGAUGCGACAGCAGGGCUCUGUACGUGGAACGACAGCAUCAGCAGAGGAGUAGCGCCCCCCUGUGGCAACCACCGGCAGGUGCAGUAAGUCUGAGAGCUGAGGAAGUCGGGGCAGGUACGUGGAAUGAGCGCAGCACAUGAGCAGUAAGAGGGACGAAGAGCAAGAGUCCUACCAUGACAACAAAGACUGAAGAGGAGAGGCUGGGCAUUGGCAUUGGUGUGUGUGUGUGCGUGCGCGUGUUUGCGCGCGUUUGUGUGUACGCGCGUUUGUGUGUGCGUGUGCGUGUGUGUGUGUGUGCGUGUGUGUGUGUGCGUGUGUGUGUGCGCUGGUUCCAGCUCCUGUAGUCCUGUCAUUGUGCAGACCUUGCAAGGGUUGCCCCGUGAGUGUUAUGCACUAGGAGUGAUUUUAAUGUAUUUUAAAGAGAAAUGUCUGAUCAGCUAGAUGACCACAGCACACAUUUUUAUUUGUUACUUUGCCAUUUUUAUUUCUUGUAAUGCGAUUCCUGAAUGACAUGUCAUCAUCUCUGUGCGUGAGAUAGUUGGUGUCCAAGGCAUUAUUCUUGGAAUCUCCCUAUGGGCCGUGACCAGCUAGGUCCACCCCUGCAAUGAGUUUAACAUCUCAGCAACUGCGGGGAUGCCUGUGUUUAGUGUGUGUAUGUGUGUGUGUGUGUUAAGGGGGGUGAAGAUUUCUGUGUUUCUUUUCUUUCCUCUUUCUCAUGUAUCCUGAAGAGGAUAUGUAGCACAGAAUGCUUGUGUGUGGGGGGGGGGGGGGGUGGUGUUAAAAUCAUCUCCUAGGUAGGACGGGUGACGGGGGUGUUAAUAUUUAAAUUAUGUCCUAGUUGAGACGGGUCUGAGAGCUGUGAAGGUAGCAGCCAGUCCUCUCUCUUCAUCUCCUACAUUUCCUGACUCCCUCCCUCCCCUCUGCUAGAGUCAUGUCCUCUGGUGUCCAUUUCCCUGGUUGUGUUAGCUAGUUAGCGUGUUUAGGAUGCUGAGCUGUGGCAGGUAGAUAAUGUUUGUUCGUUUGUUAUGAAUAUAUUUAUUAACUGAAUUGUAAAUGCCAUUCUCUGAGUUGGAAGGGAUGCCGAGUGCGCAUCUGGUAGUUUCUUACCACACAUUUUCAGGACGCCUCAGUGAGAAGGGCUCGUUUGUGAGGUGACCUUUGACCUGUUCGGUUGUGAGGUCGUUUUACCCCUCACCAUGUCUGUCUGGCGUGUGUGUGGGUAUGCAAGUUUAAUCCCACCACAAUUCAUCACACACCUUGUGUCAGGUCACCACACACGUCCAACUGGCACACAGGGACGCAUCAGAGAGAGAGAGAGAGAGAGAGAGAGAGAGUGUGUGUGUGUGUGUGGGGGGGGGGUUCUCCCCCCCCCCCGUGGGUGCUCUCCUCCCCGUGGGUGCUCAUGUGUAGCUGCACCAAAUAAGACUGAAGACUUGUCUGUCUCAGGAUGUCUGGAUCACUUUUCUACACUGAAUCCUUAGGCUAGGCUAGGAGGAACAAAUAGGGCCAGCUGAGUCUGCUUUUUAUUGUCUAAUCAUGAUUGAGCACUUGCAAGAUUUUUUAAAAACAGGAUGUAUUCAGAUACCUUUUUCAGACUUAUUCAAAUUUCAGGGGGAAUUAGUUGUGAAUGUACAAUGUUAUGACUUUAUGUUAUUUUUAUCGUAAUGUAUUUUGGCAGCUUUUGAGCUGUUACUGAAAGGUCUAGACAAUGUUAAUAAAUUUCAAGAUAAAAAUUGA